Suillus clintonianus is the source of this 882-nucleotide messenger RNA. RefSeq lists its product as uncharacterized. The annotation marks the transcript as partial. NCBI's taxonomy places the organism in Eukaryota, Fungi, Basidiomycota, Agaricomycetes, Boletales, Suillaceae. The record is from RefSeq and is a predicted model, not a curated record. The transcript has 5 exons.
GUGACGAGCGUUGUGCAAGGAGUCGCAAUCGCCCUCACAAUUUUUCGUGUCUGGUUCCGACUACACAUAAGGAGAUUCUGGUGGGAGGACGCAUGGGCUGCUUUUGCUGGAUUGUGUGGCACGACGCAUCUGAUUAAUUCCUGGAUCCAUCUGCUCUCUCACGGAACAACAUGUGUAGUUUCUUUUUGGGCGACAACAUUCAUGUCCACCUGCAUAAAUUGGGGUGCACGCAUGAGCAUACUGUUUGCCAUCGCGCGGGUUGCGAGGCCCGCGCAGCGGCUUUUUCGCUUAUCUAUGGGCUUCGCAAUUCUCUUCUUCCUGAUGUGGGGAGGAUUCAUUGUGCAAAAGGCGUGGAAUUUUGAAUCGAGUCGUGACUGGUACGGCUUGCCUUGUCCUUCCUGCCGCAUCGGCUAUUCGAUGGCAGCGUACCAACUCACAACCAAGUGUGUAGCUGACGCUAUUCUGGUGAUCUUUUCCUUUCGACUGCUCUGGAACGUCCACCUGCCCUCUCGCCAGCGACGAAUGAUUCUCGCGAUAUUUUCAUCCAGCAUUAUCAUGUCGAUGUUCUCCCUGUUCCACGCAAUCGCCCAUUUUCUAUAUGCUACAGAGGUCGAGACAAUUGCAGUGAAUUUGGAGGCAUCUUCUUCCCUGAUAGUUUGCAACCUGCUUGUGGUUGUGACCUAUACAUACCGGGUACUCAACCGCAAACCUGAUGACCCGGAGGAUGACGACUAUACCAGUCCAGCUCCAUCUGUUCCGACAUCGCAACGACUCACCACUAUUUCCCUCAGCGCAGCCGCUGGGACGUGCACUUCUGGCCGCCCCCUCAGUUCACCAGCAACCUUCGCCUUGGAGUGCAGAGAAGAUACAAAAUUUGUUUGA